Messenger RNA from Diplodia corticola, 564 nucleotides. RefSeq names its product translocator protein. The transcript has 4 exons. Bases 1 to 564 code for a protein of 187 amino acids. The record is from RefSeq and is a predicted model, not a curated record. Lineage: Eukaryota; Fungi; Ascomycota; Dothideomycetes; Botryosphaeriales; Botryosphaeriaceae. Gene Ontology annotation, cellular component: mitochondrial outer membrane.
AUGACCACCUACCUGCCCGCGCUGACCCUGCCCGCCGCCGUCUUCGAGCGGCCCGCCGCCGCCAUUCUGCUGCCCGUGGUUGCCGGCGCCGGAAUUGGCUACCUCACACGCCCCCAGACGGACAGCACCUAUGACAAACUGAAACGGCCAAAGGGACGCCCGCCGGCCUGGCUCUUUGGCCCGGUCUGGACUGCCCUCUAUGCCGCCAUGGGCUAUGCUUCCUACCGUGCCUGGGCCGCUGGCCUGACAGCCCUCGACCCCCUCAAGAUCGAUGCGGCCAAGCAAGGCGCAACUCUCUACACCAUUCAGCUUGGCCUGAACUUGAUCUGGAUGCCUCUCUUCUUUGGCUUUGGCCGUCCCCUCGCCGCCACUAUCGACAUUGUUGCUUUGACCGGCACUGUCGGCUACCUCGCCCACACCUGGAGCCGGGUUGAUGAGACGAGCGCCUGGCUCAUGGCUCCUUACCUUGCAUGGCUGAGCUUCGCCACCUACCUGAGCGCUGGCUUUGGCUACCUCAACAACUGGUCCUUCAAGGACCUCGGCAAGACCGACAAGUCAGAGUAG